This is a messenger RNA of Amoebophrya sp. A25, 10383 nucleotides long. The record is from the annotation of a GenBank genome assembly. Lineage: Eukaryota; Dinophyceae; Syndiniales; Amoebophryaceae.
AGACGUCACUAAAAAGCAACACCUUAACUGCUGCAGCAUGACGAUGUAGUUGUUUUGAGUUUCACUACCUAGAAGAACGAGGAUGCUCUAAAAAUGUUGUAGCAGAAGUUGUCGUGAAUUUAUUAUUACCUUAGAUGUUGAUCGACAAAAUUACCAUGCAUAGGUAAAGAUAAACGAGAAUAAUGCAGCUGCUUACUCCUGGGAGCAUCACGCCUUGUAGUUUGGCUCUCUUUGUGUGUUUUUUUGUCGUUGUCCUAAGUCCACAAUGGGUUCGACUCACGUGCUACUUUUCUUUAAGGCUUCUUCUGCUCAAGCAUCUCUUCAAUAUCAUCACCUUCCAGAUCCUUGGUUCAGGUCCUUGUUUCAGACUUGAAAAAGAAGCCCUCUCCAGGUCAUGCUUCAAUCAAUCUCAAAGAGGAAGAUGCGGCAGCUCUAAUCUCUCUGCUGCUCGGAGACAGCACUCCCGGUGGAAAAAGGAGCACAUCAAUCGACUGGUGGCCCGUAGAAGGAAGUAAAAGAUGGGUAAUGCGGGAGAUAAGGCUCUGUACUUGUUGUCAUGUACUUGUUGUGAUGUGCUUGUUGUGAUGUUACGGCAGUCUCUAGAGGUUGGAGCACGCCGGGAGGAGGAAGCAGGAGAUCUGCAUCUAGAACUUUUUUUUUGAUGAACUAACUAUUUGUGAUGUACUUGUUGUGAUCAAGUAGUAUGUAUAGUAUAAAUAUGUUGUAAAAGAGCCAAGUAGGCCAACUUCUCUCUCAUUUUUUUGGUCGGACUAAUCUACGAAAUCGAUGCGACGGCUUGGCCCUGCCGUUAGCUAGAACUAAAUGGGACCACUCCAUCUUCACGACGAUGAGCGCUGUUUUUAAAUCGUAUUUGUAUUAAUAUUCUAAGAACCGGCUUUCUGAAAAAGCUCGAUCGGACGGAACUAGUAAAGAAAGUGGGCCCUGCCCGAUCAGUCGGCUGCUUGUGGCGGAAUCUUCUGUGGCUUCCAGGACAAGGGCAUCCAAAAUUAAGGUCGGAUCAUUUCUAAGGUUGACAAGAUUACUCGACUUUGUUUAGUAAAGUCUACCUUGAAUCACAGUGGUAGACUUUUGUGGAGUAUUCUUGGUAUUGGAAGUUAGGAAUUCUUGGUAUUCUUGCAGUUACUCUUAAUGUGGAGAACAGGUUCUUUCGUAUCUAAAAAAGAGGUUGUUGAAUAAAAAUAUAUUUCCUUUUGAACCUAUAAUGAAUUCGAUAGACUCAAAAUCGAGAUGCGAAGCAACCUCUUACGGCAGUUACGACUGGCUUUGGUCGCCACCCCCAGUGGCUAAAGAUUAUGGCAGGCGUCACGCGCUUUUUAUAGUGAUCAUUGAUUGGAGUGCGAGCCAGCGACCUCUGUAAAGAACCCGUCCUGCGUCUUGCGAAAAUUUCAGAUAGAAUUAAAUAGUGCCUCAUAUGCUACCUUACUUGUCGUGGUGACCGAUCCCCACGACCCCUCUUCACUUGCCAGCCAUAAAAUUCCUCUUGAAAAAUAGACUAUUAAUCAUCCAACGAGGACCGAUCACCUCCUUAAUACCGUCUUGCCUAGACACCCAGUAGGUCCUUACUCUAAUGUACGAAAAACUUCGACAAGGAUGUAAAAGAAGUAAAAGGAAUCACAAUGAUAAUGCAGCCGUUGUGGACGUUUAACGUUGGACAUGGCAUCUUCGAUGAGCUUUUCCCGGCGUUUGCAGGCUUUGCGAGGCUUCUGCGAUAUGGUAACUUGACGAAGAAAGUCUUAGAGGACAUGCAGGUUGAACAAGACGUGUAUGCUAGCGCUAUUUGGUAGCCUGAAUUUGAUCAUAAGUGAAAACAAGAAGAGAACCCUUGUGAUCCAAUUCAGGCUACCAAAUACCGGAACCAUUCAAGACGUAGCAAGGCGCGCGAGGCUAGGGCCAUCCACCUCCUAUUUGCGUCCUGAAGAUGCCUCUUUCAGUAUGCUGAUGUCUGAGGGGAGAAGCCAUGACGGGGGAACGGAUUUUCUCUAAGGCACUUGUCGGACUACAAUUACUUCAUAAAAAAUUAGGUAAGUCUAGGUAUAGGCAUAUUAGUGUUGGUAGUUGCACUUCAUUGUUUGAAGGCAGCUCUAGUACCCUCAAUCCAUCUUUAACCCUAUAUAUAAUAGAUCACGGUCUACCACCAUAAUAGGAAGCGGCACAUGCUGCAAGAGUGCGGAAAGAUGAUCUUCAUCCUCAAAACUGGAACUGCCCACAGGGAUCAUGAACUCGAGAGGCACAGAGAUGUACAGCUUUAAUUUCUAGCGGUUGAAUAUUUUCGACUAUUCACAUCUGCCUCUGGGUCUGGUCACUUACUUGCACCGGAUCGACAAGCUAAGAAAGUCUUACUGCGGUACGCCCAUGUGGGAUCUACUCAUCUCGGGCAACGAAGCAACGAACCUAGUGCUAAGGCUCACAACUUUUACACUGUACACGAUCCAAAGAUCUCUAGAAGUUCAUAGAUAUUAUCUUUGAUUUCAUUUUCUCUGUUUUCAGAAGACAUUUGAUACUUGCGGAGCUCUAAUGGUGGAACCAUGCUCGCAGAAAGUUGGGUUUUGCAAGCCUUUCGCAACCGGUUUUGGAAGGGAGCUAAGAUAAAGGUGGACCCUGGGAGAGCAUGUGUAGCAUUAUGGCUCCUGGUACCUCCUCCGCGAGGACUGAAGCACAUCCGCGAGGACUGAAGCUGUAUGUAUAAUUGAAGCAUGUGGAAGAUGUGCAUCUCGUGGUCCUUAAAAAUAUCUUAGAACUUGCUCCUAUCGUAGUCGCGUCAUAAUGAUGAUCCUUGUCCUUGAUGGUUCUUCAUCGUCUCUUUCUAGAAGGAAGACGCUCCUCCUUCCAGGAAUUCACUAGUGGCAAUAUUAACUGAGAAUAUUGUAUAUGCCAAAUAGGAAGUGCAGCAAACGAAAGUGCAGCAAAACGACGACCCAAGCGCAGUAGAAGCAGCUCUAAUGAAGGGAGCGACUAUGAAUGUAGUCAUCGUCUAUAACAAGAGGUACAAUUCAAGGGAGCGCUCAGCUUUAGAGCGUGUGGCAAGGGAAAUUCACGAACAAAAGCAGAGCGUUAAUAGUACAUCCAGCUUCAAAGCUAGAGUUAUGGUCCAAGUCCAUCUUUCACUUUCGCGACACUUUGUUCCUCUUUUUAGCAUCAUUAUUUACAGUGUCGCCCAUCUUUCUCGGCAUCUUGUUCCCCAUCUUUGUCGGCCUCGGCACUGUAAUAUCUGUAUAAGUAUUUAAUUGCCCUCAUGAAAAACAACGGGAAAUAAAGGCGGGUCGACCGCAAUGAAUCCACCCCUAAACCACAACUCUAAGCCAUCCUAAACCACCCUAAGUCACCCUAAACCACCCUAAACCACCCUAAGUCACCUUAAACCACCCUAAGAAUCCAAAAAAGCACCGACUCCUCUCUAAGAAAGCGAUAUACCUGGACUGGGGUCGUAUCAGAGAAGAAACCUUCGUAAAGCUCUCGGGCAUGUCGGUUUCGAAAGUAAAGGAAUACCUAGGCGUUUCUCCAGAAGAAGGCCUCAUUUGUAUGAACAAGGCAUCACAUUAGCUAUAAAGAGCAGCAGCAGGUAUCACCAUUAUAAUUGAUAUAUCGGGAAUGUGUGACAAUUCAUAAGCCAGGACGAGGCGGCUCGUCGGUCUACUUGAUGCUCUUAUAAAUAUAAAACACAUGCCCAGAAAGCGGGCCCAUCAAGGGCCCGCUGCGCUGGGCAUAGGUUAACAACUAGACAGAACGACAACGAAGAUACAGAAAGACAAACGAAAAAAGUCGCCAGUCUGCUCGCGGCCAAGGCGAAGGCUGGGAAGCUGGCCCCCCCUGUGGCGAAGCUAGUAAGGAGGCUACUGCUAUGCGUGGCUACUGCCUUGGCCAACUUGCCUCAAAGGAAGCCAAUGGGCGCCAAGGCUGGACUUUUGAGCGUCAAGAAGUCCAUGAGAAGGCCACGCGUGGGCAUAUGCAUGCGCAGAAGUUGGGCCUUUUUGAGUGUGAUCAUGUCCAAGAGAAUUCUAAGGCAGAGCAUAGCCAUGGCAAAAGGCCGACACUGGCGAGCAUCAUGAGGCCCAUGAGGGAGCCACACUCGGGCGCGUCGAUCUAUUCCGUCGCAGAAGCUGCGCCCCAACCUUCAAACACGGAGACGCAUCAGCCUGGCCCUCUCAUGGACAUGAUGACGCUCACCAGGGUCCACCCUUCAGACAUGCAAGGGCCCACGGCUAUCGUUCUCACAGACAUCGACAGCCUCAGCGUUUUCGGCUUUCAUUUGCGGAGGCAGAUGCAUAGGCUUGGCUUUCUCAUGGACAUGAUGACGCUCGCCAGGGUUCUCCUUUGAGAUGCGCAAGGGCUCGCGGCUAUCAUUCUCACAGACAUCGACCUCCCCAACGCUUUCAGCUUUCAAAUUACCACGGAGAUGCAUAAGCUUGGCCCUCUCAUAGGUGUGCUGACACUUACCAGGGUCCACCCUUCAGACAUGCAAGGGCCCAGCGCUAUCAUUCUCCCAGACAUCGAGGCCGACACCCUCAACGCUUUCAACUUUCAAGCGCGGAGCUGUAUGGCCUUUGCCUCCUUAUGGACAUGAUGCAGCCCACCAGGGUCCACCUUUCAAGCGUGAGCCUUUUGAGAUUGAGCGCGGUCAUGUCCAUGAGAAUUCUAAGGAGAAGACCCGGGGGACGUCGAUGCCUGUGGGGCGAAUAGGUCGGGGCCCCUCCAUAUCUGAAGGGCGGAGCCUCUUGAGCGUCAUCAUGUCCAUGAGAAGGCCAAGCCAGCCUGGACACCCCUGCGCGCUCGGUGUGUGCGGAAGGCAGUCGCGGAAGGGGAAGAAGCUAACUCUUUCCCUGAAACUUCUGGGGGGUCGUUCCGUUUUUUCUGUAUUUGAAUGACCUUCCUGAAGUUUUUGAAAAAAAAGGCGCUGGGUGAUAAGGGCAGCGGUUGGGAGUUCGUUGGGGCGAUUCGCUAGGGGUGGGCGCGUAGUGUGUCGGGGGGGAUCACGCUGGGGGCUGGCAAUUUGGGUGACAAAGUAGACCACUGGCAAGAAGCUCCAGGAAGUGCCUGGACUGUCAGGCAGAACACGCGUGAGGGCUUUGCUUCCUUGUGAGUCUUUGGAAAUCCCUUACGGGAGGGUCUACUAUUAACCAAAGGCUAUAACAGCUCUCCCUUAAGGAGCUUCUUUAAGGCAAACUUUCUCUCUUAAGGAGAGUUAUAGUAACUUUUUGUAAUAGUAUAGAAAUUCUUUAAAGAAAGCAAUUUCCUUAAGGAACGCACUUGAAGGAGUCCCUUGCUUAAGGAUUUCAGAAAAAAUCGCUAACCUUAUAAAUACUAUUAUAUAUUGUAAGCGAUCGAUCAAAUAAAGCUUGCCCUUGAGCUUGACGAGAAGUAUGAAGAUGGUGAUGAGAAGUAGCAGUGCAAGUGGUGGAUCUCUGUAUGCUCUUGAUCAAAGAUGCAAGUGCGACUUACCCUUAGAUUGCAAGCCCUGGUGCUGUUGAUCUUCGUUUCCUAUUUUGAUUAACCCUCAACAUUCUUGUCAACAUAAUUGUUCUAAAAGAUCCCGAACUAGAGCAAUAACGCAGCUUCGCUUGUUGGCUUUUGUCGACGUUUACGUGUCCGGUCCAGGGACGGGCUUACUUUAGGAAUCCAUGCAUUCACCAUGCAUUCAGUUUCUCCUUAUCCUUCCUUGCGCUUGGUGAAGGUGCUCAUGAUCCGCCUGGUUGAUGUGCUACCAGUUAUAUAUUAUCUAGAAGCAUGAGUUUGAGUAUCUAUGUGAAUGUUAUAAACCAAAGCCUUGUUCUUGACGUAUCUAUAUUUAACAGGGGCGCGGAUAUUCAUUUUCAUAUUGUCUAGGAUGUACUUCAAAUGGAAGUCCCCUAUAGCGUCUCUCUCUCUCUCUCUCUCUCUCUCCCUAAUAAAAACGUUUUGAAGUAGUUCAAAACCCUAAGGGCCUAGAGAGAGACACUAUAUAGGGCACAUGCACAUGACUGAGACCUACUCGAAGGCUGAGCAUUCUACCAUUGUCAUCUCCACAGUGUUGGAUUGGCAAGCUCUCAGGGACGAAGAGCAAAAGGGGUAGCAAUGCUUAGAAAUAGAAGAUAACUGGUCACCUUGUUCCUGGCAUCCUUCGAUGAACUCGAAGAUCGGAUUGGUUGGGUUGGAUUCUUUCCUUUUCGUUCUCUCUUCAUACAUAAGUCUCUCUUCUAUCAUAGCUGCUCCGAUCAUCUUCAUAAUAUAGGUUAGGCCUCUCCUCUGCGUCUGCUUCAUGAAGUCUGCCUCUGCUUCAUGAAGUCGAAUGAUUAGAUCAACCACCCGAUCGGUAUUCGCCGCAUUCAUAUCUCUGCUUCGCGAGAGUCUAUUCCUUCCCACUUCAUAGAGUGAAUCACGCUUUUCUUCGCGAUGGUGCUGUGACGGUAAAUCUUGGGGAGAUGGGGGAGAUGUUGCACCUCGGAGGGAAAAAGAAGUGGCGGCCUAAAAUGUACAUGGAAGAUUACGGCUCCUCUAACCCUAAACUUCUAAACCCAACCCACCUAAUAUCUUCUAUUUCUAUAGAUACAACGGUAUACUAUGAGGGUGGGAUAAGUAUCAGGCUCUUCUAUAGAAUGGGUCACCUAUCGCUCUCACGCACCGUGGUAUAGGUACACUUACUACUGAUGAUAAUGAAUGUUCAUCUUGAAAAGUUUGUUAGUCUGAGCCUGAGGCACUUGAAGAGUGAGAAUUAGAAGCGAAUAGCUAAAUUGAAUAAGAGAGUCACUACGCUGCUCUCCUUUCAGUAUCUCGGUUGUUCUAAGAAGUAGCUACUUGCUGACUUACUUCAGUUUAUCGCAUUGCUCUAAGACGAGUACUUCGCGUCUACUAUGGAGUUUCAGCGCGGUCUUUACUACCCUUAAGGCUAGCCUUUUCUUGGUAUUUUACCGCACUAUAUAGCGUUUGUCUUGACUCAGACAAUGCACCAGACUUCUUAACAAUAAAAACUUGAAUUUCAUAUUAAUUUUCUCACUUGACGUUUCUUGCGUUUGAAGGUGUUCUAUCUCCCCGUUAAGUCUGGCGCAUUUUUCCACCCCUGAGGCUCAGACUCAGAGAGUCAAGACAAACUGGAACAGAAAGAGAAACGCGACUAAAUAAAGGCUAUAAAGCCUACCUCUAACGGGCGCGCUGCAAGGCGAACGAAAUCGAGCACAAGACGGCUCAAAAUGUCAUAUCCGAAGCGAUCAGGAACGCUAGGAAUUGCCGAAGCAACUUUAUGCAAUUAUAGUCGUACUCUUGAGUGAUUUUCUUGACUUUAUUUACCUCAAGUACUAAUAUCAUAAUCAUUCAUGUAUAUGUAUAUGAAUAUCAAGGACUUCUCUGGAGCGCUGCUUUUACAUACAUGACGUUUUUUGCCUUGAAGUGAAGAUGCUCAUGGUCAUGCUCUUGCUCUAUCUUUGACGGUAAGCUCGAGGAUAUAUGAGCCAGGGCUUGGGGCUACGGCACCCCUCCUAGCGUAGGGGAGGGGGUACCGUAGCCCCGGACCCCUUUUGGAGGCGUCUGCCGGGGGUGGAAGGCCUCAAAAGGGGGCCAAGUGGCCGCCUCCGCUCCCUUCAAGGUGCUUGGCUGUCCCCUAGAUGCCUCCGACGUAGGUGGAAGCCCUCAAGAGGGGCCCAAGGGGCCGCCCCCGUUUCCUUCCAGGUGCCUGGCUGUCCCCUAGAGGCCUCCGACGUAGGUGGAGGGCCUCAAAAGGGGCCCAGCCAAGGGACCGCCUGCGCCCCCGUCCAGGUGCCUGCUUUUGCCCUAAGUGGCCCCGAUAUGCUUCGCCGCCGCAGCAGUGCGCUGGUAGUGGAAGGCCUCCGAAGGCGGCAAAAGGUGAGGGGCACGGGGCUGGGCCCCCUCUUGCGCCGUGCAGCUUGUACCCUCCGGGCCCUUGGUCAUCGGCUUGCUUGGUCUGCAAGCCGUGGCCGCCCCCGGCGGCCUUUUACCCCGAAGACCUCCCGCCUGUGAGGGUCAGCAGAGGCCAGGAGGUUCCUUAGGAACCCGCGGAGAGGCGCAAGGGACCGCCUGCGCCAAGUUUUGAAGCCUUUCACCACUAGAGCCCGCGAAAAUCACCGCGAAAAAGCGCGCGCGCGCCACCACAGACCCGACCACAGGGGGGGCGCCGUCCAGCCCUACAACACAUAUCACAUUCUGAAUAGUUCUAAGUAGCUCGCAUCUGUGGCCCUCGGGCACUUUAAAAUGGACUAUAGCUCACGGCUGUCGCUCUACAACAGGCUUCUUUGACGGUAAGUUUGAGAAUAGAAGUCCUAGGAUAACAUCUCUCUUAGGUUAUACAUCAUAGCUAAUGACGUUGUUGGGCUGUACGUUAAUAUAGCUCAUUUUUACCUUGCUCGGUUAGAGCAGCUACGUCUGUCGCACUUAAUUCUCAGUAGCCUUUCUGCAGCAAAUGAGGUUCUUCUUGUGAUGCAAAUGCAACAGAAGUUACUGAGCCUCUACCUCUUGGAAAAGUCUACGCUAAUCUGCACACUGUAGACGAAAACUCGAGUCCGGUAGUUAAGGCUAGCCAGUCACUAGCACCAUUUAGUGCCGUGAGGAGAGAGGAGGCGUCCUGCUGACUAGAAUCCCCGUAGAAGAACCUACCUUGGAGGUGGGGGAAAGGAAACGUACCAAGGGGAAAGGGAGACAACACAAAGCGCAACAGCCCCACUUGUGACCAACUAGAAUCUAUCCUAGGUAGGAUAAUAAUUCUCUAAGUUUUAAUACUAGUAAAGCUUUUAGUGUAAACAUAAAGGCUUUAAGAAGUACCUCUUUUCCCCUUUCUCCUCGACACGGAUAAGGAAUGACCACCAGACCCCGGAUAGUGAUUGGCAAAGCCUGCUCCUCUAAGGUAGUGAAAGCUUUCCGAGAGUUGAUGAAGAUGCAUAACAUCAGUGCGCCCAUCGCAGAUCCUAGACAUCUUUUUUUACGCCAAGACGACCACUGCGACUGGAUUGGUGUUGUAAUCUUAUGUUGGAACUGCAACUAUGUAUAUGUACUACAGAUAGGAAGAGAAUUUAUAUAAUAGUUGUAAUACAUGGCGUUUUACUUUUUUUAUUUUUUUCAAGAUCGCGCCAGGUGCGAGCUUCAGCGUUAAAACUAUACAGUUACGAUUGGUAUGUCUAUGUGAUCCAAUUCUGCGCGCGACAUCAACAAGUAAAUUACGAGCUUUGAUGUUGGUUCUACUCAUUUUUCAUCCUGAUCCCCUCUAAUACCAAUGGGUCACCCAGAUCUGUGCACAAAAUUCCGGAACCAUUGGAAAAUCAAGCAGGAGAACGUGGUAAAGGUCAUUAUGGGUAGGCUAAAGGUGUUCCUGUUGCCGUUCGUUUUGAUGCCUCUCCCAAGGGAGAAGGGAAGAACGAACGGGGUAAACGAACACCAAAAGCUUACCGCUAAGACCAGAAGGAGACACGGACUGGACAACUGUCGCGACGCGGACAAAAAGGCAGCAGCGGAUUAGGGCAAGUAAAUAGUGGAACCCUUACCGUGUAAGUAAGCAAGGAAAUAAUUCGAAACCUUCAAAUAAGCAGGUACUCAAAUUCGAGAUGUUGAAUAGCUCGAGUAAAUUCAGGUAAAAACAGCUCUUUUUAGUACUAGCUCAAAUAAAUUAUGAUUAAGUUAACAGCGCGAUCUCAUGUUCAAGUUGUAAGAUAAGGUUAAGGUUCGAAAAAGUUAACAGCCUUCUUUGGAGAUCACUUUAGUCGGUUAGGGCUUCGGUUAAGGAUAGGUUAUAGGGUUGUUUGGAGAUCACUUUACUUCGUUAGGGCUUCGGUUAAGGAUAGGUCAUAGGGUCACCCUACUCCUGCUCUAAAAAGGAGUUUUAUUGAACUCGAGUAAGAUAAAUAAAACAAAUUCGACGCUGAGCAAUACAACCGCGAGGACGUGGAAUUUCACGUUGAGCAAUAAAGCAAACUAGACGCUGAGCAAAAAAACCGCGAGGACGGGGAAUUUCACGUUGAGCAAUAGAACAAAUUCGACGCUGAGCAAAAAAACCGCGAGGACGGGGAAUUUCACGUUGAGCAAUAGAACAAGUUCAACGCGGAGAUAAAGAUGAUAAACAUCUAACAAAGUAACAGCACCUAUUCUUCACCAGGUAAUGAAGGCCAAGAGUUGAAAAACAUUAAACAGCUAGCAAACAGCACCUUUUCUCCACCACCAGACAAUGAAUUCUACUACUUAUCAAAUAGCAAGACUGGAUAGUCUACUGGUGCUACCCAAGAACCGAUAAUGAAUCUACUACGCUACAACAGCACAAGAUUAAAGAACAACUGAAAUAGUACUUACAACAAAUUACUCAGAACGUGGACGUGAUGCUUCAAGAACUUACGCCUUCUUUUAUUUCCAAUCUGUUGUCUUGUCCUUGAUAAUGUAAUGAGCUGUCAAGAGCAU